Messenger RNA from Dama dama (fallow deer), 3538 nucleotides. It is a transcript of the gene AFG2A, whose product is annotated as AFG2 AAA ATPase homolog A. NCBI's taxonomy places the organism in Eukaryota, Metazoa, Chordata, Mammalia, Artiodactyla, Cervidae. The transcript has 16 exons. Gene Ontology annotation, molecular function: ATP binding; ATP hydrolysis activity. The record is from RefSeq and is a predicted model, not a curated record. Gene Ontology annotation, cellular component: cytoplasm. The coding region runs from base 117 to 2798 and encodes 893 amino acids.
GGGGAUUACGGCUCGGGACGGAGCCCUGCUGGCUUCUGCCCCGGAAGUUUUUCUGUCAGAGAAGCGCGCACGUUGAGCCGGCUUUACCGCUGCUUCUCUCAGGCUGCCUACGGAUCAUGUCGUCCAAAAAGAACAGAAAACGGCUAAACCAAAGCGCCGAGAAUGGUUCUUCCUCGGCAUCUGCUGCUUCCUUUCCUGCAGGGGCCACAGCUUCUGCCGUGGCGGCCGGGACUCUGGUGGUGAUUAACUUCUUAGAAAAGGAUGACAAAGUUCCUAAAGCAUUCCAGAAUUCUCUUGUUCAACUUGGACUCAAUACCAUGAAGUCUGCAAAUAUUUGUAUCGGUCGACCAGUGUUGCUUACCAGUUUGGAUGGAAAGCAGGAGGUCUAUACGGCCUGGCCUGUGGCAGGAUUUCCUGGAGGCAAGGUUGGCCUGAGUGAAGUGGCACAGAAGAACGUGGGUGUGAGGGUUGGUGAUGCCAUCCAUGUCCAGCCUGUUUUGGGUGCUGUGCUGCAGGCUGAGGAAAUGGACGUGGCUCUCAGGUUUGGCUGUUGUUCAUGUGACAAAAAUGCAGAUAUUAAUGAAGAACAACUGGCUGGUUGUAUUUUGAGAAAACUAGAUGGCAAGGUGGUUUUACCAGGCAACUUUCUGUAUUGUACAUUCUAUGGACGACCAUGCAAGCUGCAAGUGUUGCGAGUGAAAGGGGCAGAUGGCACAAUGUUGAGAAGGGCUCAGAAUGACUCUGACACUGCUGCCCGGGGAAUGGCCUCUGAGCUGUCCAGCCGAGAUCCCAGCACCCUGGAUAUAUCCUUACAGCUAAGCCAGUUAGAUCUGGAAGUGCCCCGACGGCCGGCAUCAAGUAGUACUCCUUACAGACCAGUAGAUGACAGAAUGAUGGAUAAAGCUGGUGGCAUUUUGUCAGAUGGUACACAGAGUCCUGGGAAUGGCAGUGGACUUGGAUUAGAGGAAGUCACAGGGCUUGCAUGUAGUUUUGAGUCUGCCAGGGAAGGAAGUGAGCAACCUGUUGAUGAAGAGAGAUUACUGAAGUCACCCAGCGUGGGAGCACAGAGCAACACCGAUACCUUUUAUUUUAUUUCUUCAAAAACAAGAGUCAAUUUUACAAAGAACCGUACAAAUUCAAAAGAUCAAGCCAACCAAUUAAAAGUAACUUAUGACAUGAUAGGUGGCUUAAAUAGUCAGCUGAAAGAAAUUAGAGAAAUUAUUGAAUUACCUCUCAAACAGCCUGAGCUUUUCAAGAGUUAUGGAAUUCCUCCCCCUAGAGGAGUGUUACUCUAUGGUCCUCCGGGUACUGGAAAGACAAUGAUUGCCAGGGCUGUUGCUAAUGAAGUUGGUGCCUAUGUUUCUGUAAUUAAUGGCCCUGAAAUUAUAAGCAAAUUCUACGGGGAGACGGAAGCAAGAUUACGUCAGAUAUUUGCUGAAGCCACUCUGAGGCACCCAUCAAUUAUUUUUAUUGAUGAGCUGGAUGCACUUUGCCCUAAAAGAGAAGGGGCUCAGAAUGAAGUGGAAAAAAGAGUUGUAGCUUCACUCUUAACACUGAUGGAUGGUAUUGGUUCAGAAGGAAGUGAAGGACAGGUGUUGGUUCUUGGGGCCACAAAUCGCCCUCAUGCAUUGGAUGCUGCACUCCGAAGACCCGGACGGUUUGAUAAAGAGAUUGAGAUUGGAGUUCCAAAUGCUCAAGACAGGCUGGAUAUCCUCCAGAAACUGCUUCGAAGGGUACCUCAUUUACUCACAGAAUCUGAACUGCUACACCUGGCAAAUAGUGCUCAUGGAUAUGUUGGAGCAGACUUGAAAGCCUUGUGUAAUGAAGCAGGUCUUCAUGCCUUGCGGAGAGUCUUGAGGAAACAGCCUAACCUCCCUGACAGCAAGAUGGCUGGAUUGGUGAAGAUUACUCUGAAAGAUUUCUUGGAAGGGAUGAAUGACAUCAGACCCAGUGCCAUGAGGGAGGUAGCAGUCGAUGUCCCAAAUGUAUCCUGGUCAGAUAUAGGAGGACUGGAAAAUGUCAAGCUGAAACUGAAACAGGCUGUGGAAUGGCCCUUGAAACAUCCUGAGUCUUUCACCCAAAUGGGUAUUCAGCCACCCAAAGGAGUUCUUUUGUAUGGGCCACCUGGAUGCUCUAAAACAAUGAUCGCAAAGGCUUUGGCCAAUGAGAGUGGACUGAAUUUCCUGGCUAUAAAGGGGCCUGAAUUAAUGAACAAGUAUGUUGGUGAAUCUGAAAGAGCAGUUAGAGAGAUCUUCCAGAAGGCAAGAGCCGUGGCUCCUUCCAUUAUUUUCUUUGAUGAACUUGAUGCCUUAGCAGUUGAAAGGGGCAGUUCUUCAGGUGCUGGGAAUGUAGCUGAUCGUGUCUUGGCUCAGCUCUUGACGGAAAUGGAUGGCAUUGAACAGUUAAAGAACGUGACAAUCUUGGCAGCUACCAAUCGUCCAGAUAGGAUAGACAAGGCUUUGAUGCGGCCUGGAAGAAUUGAUAGAAUCAUCUAUGUGCCUUUACCAGAUGCAGCAACAAGAAGGGAAAUACUUAACCUGCAGUUUCACUCUAUGCCAAUCAAUAACGAGGUUGAUCUGAAUGAACUCAUUCUCCAAACAGAUACGUAUUCAGGAGCAGAGAUCAUAGCUGUGUGUAGAGAGGCAGCCCUGCUGGCUCUGGAAGAAGACAUUGCAGCCAACUGCAUUAUGAAAAGACACUUUACUCAAGCCCUGAGCACCGUGACACCCAGACUUCCUGAAUCAUUGAGACGUUUCUAUGAAGAUUAUCAAAAGAAGAGUGGGCUGCAUACACUCUGAGAGAAUAUGCACAUUCAUUAUGCUAAAAAUCCUUCGUAGAGAAAGAUUGUUUCAAAAUAGUGUCAAAGUAGGCUUUAAUAAGUGAAAUGUCUGAAAUAUGUUGACCAGAUUGAGGGGCUUCCAUUCUUACAGACAUUUUAAGUCAUAUGGUUGCAAUGAAAAUAUCCAUGAAAAUCUCUGGACAAGAGUUAAAAUUAGUUUUAUCUAGAAAUGUGUGCUGAGUUUUAAAAAUCAAACUUUUGUAUUUUCAUUAUUGAUCUGGUUUAUUCCUCCCGUGGUGCUUUCCUUUCUUCAGAAUCCAUUUCAGUGCUUUUCCAAAAAACAGAACUGUGGGCAUCAGUUUUAUACAUGAACAUAGAAAAUGCAUGUGGUUGAAAGCACGGUUUAAAAUAUUCACAAAUCUUUAAUUUUGAAGGCCAGCGCAUGAAAUGGCUAAAUGCUCCAGCCAGGCUUAUGUGAUCUUGUUUCCCAUUACAUAUUUAUUCUCAUAAUUCAUACAUACAUUUUUGGCAUUAGCCUUCUUAACCUGUACUCGUGGCAAUGAAACAAAGAAUUGAGAGUUAUUUCAUACACUAUAAUGCCCUUUGAAAGUUUAAAAAAUUGAAAAUAUAAGCUCAGUCCAGGUCUAGAGAAGUACUUGCUUUUUUUUUUUUUUUUUUCAUGAAAAUACUAUAAAUAAACUAUAUGAGGUGUUCCUGUUUUAACUUGUACACAUUUCCAGGUUACCAAUAAACUUUUUC